Molecule: messenger RNA, 1836 nt
Organism: Coniophora puteana RWD-64-598 SS2
Lineage: Eukaryota; Fungi; Basidiomycota; Agaricomycetes; Boletales; Coniophoraceae
Exons: 6
Coding region: 18-1706 (562 amino acids)
Biological process (GO): protein folding
Cellular component (GO): chaperonin-containing T-complex
Molecular function (GO): ATP hydrolysis activity; ATP binding; ATP-dependent protein folding chaperone
Source: RefSeq, a predicted model, not a curated record
AGAGAUCGACGACAGACAUGCAACGAGGUCUUCCAAUGCAACCCACCGUCGUCCUCCUUCGUGAGGGGACGGACACAUCUCAGGGCAAUCCUCAAUUGCUCUCCAACAUCUCCGCAUGUCUGGCAAUCGCAGAAACAUUGUCGAGUACACUGGGGCCGAGAGGGAUGGACAAGCUCAUCGUGAAUGAACGCGGCGAGGCGCAGAUCACAAACGACGGCGCGACGAUCUUGAAACUCCUCGACAUCGUACACCCAGCAGCAAGGACACUGGUGGACAUCGCCCGUGCACAAGACGCGGAAGUGGGAGAUGGGACGACAAGUGUCACUCUUCUUGCUGCUCAGCUUUUGAAGGAAGUCCGUGGAUUUAUUGAGGAGGGCGUCAGCCCACACAUCAUCAUGAAGGGCUUCCGCAAAGCAUCACAAUUGGCACUUCAACGUGUCAAAGAGAUCCAAGUCACUGUCGACAAAAGUGACCCUGAGCGGUUCCGCUCUCUCCUGCUCAAGUGUGCAGCCACCUCCAUGUCAUCAAAACUUAUCCAUUCCGAAAAGCCAUUCUUCUCAAACAUGGUCGUUGAUGCCGUCCAGUGUCUGGAUCAGGAUGACCUCGAUGAAUCCCUGAUCGGUGUUAAGAAAAUCGCCGGCGGAGGGAUGCAAGAUUCGCUCUUGAUCCGCGGUGUCGCGUUCAAGAAGACCUUUACAUACGCUGGGGCUGAGCAGCAACCAAAAGCGUUCAAAAACCCUCUAAUCUUGUGCUUGAACGUUGAACUCGAGCUCAAGGCCGAAAAAGACAAUGCCGAGGUCCGCGUGGAUGCAGUUUCCGAGUACCAGGCCAUUGUCGACGCGGAGUGGGAGAUCAUCUACCGGAAACUGGAGGCUAUUGAGAAAACUGGUGCCAAAGUCGUUCUUAGCAAACUGCCUAUUGGUGAUCUAGCGACGCAAUGGUUUGCAGACAGGGACAUCUUCUGUGCUGGACGUGUCCCUGGCGGUGACUUGCGUCGUGUCUGCCAGGCUGUUGGUGGCUCUGUACAGUCAACAUGCUCUGAUAUCGCACGGGAGCACCUUGGUACUUGUGGCCGGUUUGAGGAACGUCUAUUUGGUGGCGAGCGGUAUAAUGUCUUCGAGGAGUGCUCGAAAGCCAAGACGUGCACACUUCUCCUUCGUGGAGGUGCUGAGCAAUUCAUCGAAGAAGUUGAGCGAAGCCUUCACGACGCCAUCAUGGUUGUCAAACGCGCGAUCAGGAACGGAGAUGUUGUAGCGGGAGGCGGUGCUGUAGAGAUGGACCUCUCCGCACACAUCAGAAAAGCGGCCUUGUCCAUUCCCGGCAAGCUCCAGCUGAUCAUGACUGCAUUUGCGAAGGCCCUUGAGGUCAUACCACGCCAAAUCUGCGACAAUGCCGGCAUAGAUUCGACCGACGUCCUUAACAAGCUUCGAAUGAAGCACGCAGCGGGUAGCAAGUGGUUCGGUGUUGAUGUCGAUGGGGUUGACGGGAUUCGCGACAACAUGGACGCCUUCGUAUGGGAACCAGCCCUUGUCAAGCUGAACGCGAUAAGCAGUGCUACCGAGGCUGCUUGUCUGAUCCUCAGCGUCGAUGAGACUGUCCGGAAUCCUCAAAGCGAAGCACCGAACCCAGGCCCGAAAGCCCCCCCUGGUGCUGCUGCACGUGCGCUCCGAGGCCGUGGGCGUGGACGCGGAAUGCCCAGGCGGUGACCGAUGGGCUGGGAUAAAGGUGUUCUGCGAGUAUAGCAUGCUGGGCGUAGAGCAUCACUCAUAUGCGUGGUCCUAAGCUAAUGUAUCAUCUUGUUCUCAUUGCAAGGAGCAAUUGACAUAUUUAGACCGC